Molecule: messenger RNA, 3773 nt
Organism: Astyanax mexicanus (Mexican tetra)
Lineage: Eukaryota; Metazoa; Chordata; Actinopteri; Characiformes; Acestrorhamphidae
Gene: tubgcp5
Product: tubulin, gamma complex associated protein 5
Exons: 24
Coding region: 139-3198 (1019 amino acids)
Biological process (GO): mitotic cell cycle; spindle assembly; meiotic cell cycle
Cellular component (GO): spindle pole; centrosome; gamma-tubulin complex
Molecular function (GO): gamma-tubulin binding; microtubule minus-end binding
Source: RefSeq, a predicted model, not a curated record
GAGAGAGAUAGAGAGAGAGAGAGAGAGAGAGAGAGAGAGACUGUAGAGUACACUAGCAGACACACAAACACAACAUAAAGGCCAGCAGCCUUUAAAAUACGAGCUCACAAUCAGCAAAAAAAGAGAAGAAACUACAGGAUGGCUCACUGGACCAAAUUUGAGAAGGAGCUGGAGCAGGAGGUGAAGAGACUGAUAGCACACAUGACUGGCAUUCAAGAUGAAGAGGACCAAAACUUCCAAAUGGCUCUCAAAUUCGCCUGGUCAAAUUUCAAGUUUCACCGUUUCCUGGAUGUCAGCAGCCACAAUGUGCAGCGCUCAAUAAAUGGAAUAUAUGAGAAACUCAUGGUGCACUCAGACCUGUGUAAAGCAGAGAGCUGGACACGACUGACUGAGGAAUUCCUGAACUCCCCUCUUCCUACUGCUGAGGGUACCAUGACUGAUAUCCACCAUGGGAUAUUGGCGCUGUUACUCUUCCUGUCUGAUUCUCCAUGUAAUACUAACUACAGUGAAAGGCCCAGACUAAAAGAAUCUGAAAUGAAAGACACCUUUGACUGGGCUAAGUACUUAAUGGAAGGAGAGGAUAUUGAAACAGGGCCUUUUCCUGACACUCCAGAGUGGUCAGAGGAUGGAAGCGAGGAAGAAGAAAGUCAGCAGCCCAUCAGCAGAGAGGAUUCUGGGAUACAGGUUGACAGAACACCACAGGAAGAUCAGGAACAAAACAAUAAGACAGUACAAGUCACUUGGGCUGUAGGUGAACCAGAUGCCCGGGCUUGGCUGGAGCUGCAUAUUGUGACCCCAUACUGGGUUCCCCACUCACCUCGUUUUCCACACAGCCUCCAUCUACACUCUAAUCUGCUCAAUGUCUGGGAUCAGCAUCUCUACAACACUGACCCACUCUACAUGCCUGAGGAAAAAGCCUUUGUCACUGAAACACAAGUGAUUCGAGAGACCUUAUGGCUUUUGUCUGGGGUAAAGAGGCUUUUCAUAUUUCAGCACCAUGAUGGAAAAGUAAGCGUGCGGAAUGAUGUGGUGGUCACCCACUUAACUAAUAAUUGUUUGAGAUCAGUGCUGGAACACAUAGCAGCCUACGGCCAGGCAGUGUUUCGUCUCCAGAGGUUCAUUGACGAGGUGACUGGUCACAGUUCAGAGCCGUGUCCUCCAGGCCUCAACUCUUCAUCUUCUUCCUCCUCCUCUUCAUCUAAGAAGAACUCUGAGCCCCCUUUCAGAACCUACCAAGCAUUUGUGUGGGCACUGUACAAGUAUUUUACCAGCUUCAAAGAAGAGCUCACUGCCAUCGAGAGAGAGAUUAUUGGCAAAGAUGAGACGGUGACAUUGUCCUCUGUGCUGGAGCGUCUCAGCCCUCACCUGGCUCAGAUCACUGUGCUGCAUAGAGUUUUUUGCACCGGGGUGGCUGAUGUUCCUCCUGGCACGCCAAAUGUGGUGCGAGCCUCACACUUGCUGAACACACUUUACAAGGCCAUCAUUGAGUACGAUAGUGUGGGUGAAGCUUCUGAGCAGUCGGUGGCACUUCUUUUCUCACUCUGGGUUGAAACAGUCAGGCCAUAUCUGGAGAUAGUGGAUGAAUGGAUUGUUCACGGUCACUUGUUUGACCCAGCCAAAGAGUUUAUAAUCCAAAGGAACAAGGAUGUGCCUGUGAACCACAGGGACUUUUGGUACGCCACCUACACACUGUACAGUGUGUCUGAGGCAGUGGAGAGUGAGGAGAGACUAAGCGAUGCUGCCAGUGGAAGUUCUGGAGGAGAGCAGAGCUCCAGCAGCAGACAGCACACCAUGGUGUCCUUCCUCAAGCCUGUACUCAAGCAGAUAAUCAUGGCAGGAAAGUCCAUGCAACUUCUGAAGAACCUGGACUGCAAAGAGACGGAGCAGGCUGACGGAUCUUCCAGAGAUGCAGAGAGAAAAAGUCUCUAUACACUCUUCCUGGAAUCAGUACAGACUCGACUGCGACGCGGCGAGGAGUCACCCACGGAUACAGUUACUGAGCAACAAGCCACAAAGAGGAGUCUAAUUAAGAUGCAGUCCAUUGUGGCCCGUCAUCUGGAAAUGGACGACAUCCAUGACCCCCUGCUGGCCAUUAACUUUGCCAGGUUAUAUCUGGAGCAGAAGGACUUUCACGAGACGUUUUCUGGUGGGGAUGUGAUCGUGGAUCGUUCAUCAGAAUCAGUUACAUGCCAAACGUUUGAGCUGACUCUGCGCUCGUGUCUGUAUCCACACAUCGAGAGGAGAUAUAUUGAGUGCUGUGGGAACCUUAUGAGAACCCUGAAGAAGGACUACAGGUUACUAGGAUACCUUCAGGCCAUGAGGAACUAUUUUCUGCUGGAGGCUGGUGACACUAUGUAUGACUUCUACACAGCCAUCUUUGACAAGGUACUGGAGAAGGAGAGCUGGCAGCAGCUGGCAUUCCUCAACGUGCAGCUGCAGGAGGCUGUGGGACAGCGACACCCGGAGGACAGCAACAGAUUGUCAAUCUUUCUGGAGACUAUUGAUCCUACAAGAAAAAAACAGCCAAUCAACAACCUUGAUGGUCUUACUUUGAGUUAUAAGGUUCCAUGGCCUGUGGAUAUUGUUAUUAGUUCGGAGUGUCAGAAAAUCUACAAUCAGGUUUUCCUGCUCCUUCUACAAAUAAAAUGGGCCAAAUACAGUCUAGAUACAUUGCGAUUCAGUGAUUUGACAGCAGCUGCUAAGAGACACGAAGGAGGCCAGUUUGAAGAGUACACUGGCAAAGAGCCUAUAAAUCAACAGAUCCACAGAAUGUUCCUACUGAGGGUCAAGCUAAUGCAUUUUGUUAACAGCCUGCACAACUACAUCAUGACUAGGAUCCUACACAGCACAGGUUUGGAAUUUCAGCACCAAGUACAAGAAGCAAAAGACUUGGACCAGCUCAUAAAAAUCCACUACAGAUAUCUGUCCACAAUCCAUGACCGCUGCCUUCUCAGAGAAAAGGUCAGUUUUGUCAAAGAAGCCAUUAUGAAGGUCCUUAAUUUGGUUCUCAUCUUCUCUGACCGAUGGCAGGCUGGCUUUGGAGCAUGGAAAAUUGAAUCUAUUGACAAAAUGGAAUCGGAUUUUAAGAACUGUCACAUGUUCUUGGUGACCAUUCUAAAUAAGGCUGUCUGCAGAGGAUCGUUUCCUCAUUUGGAGUCUCUCGCCCUGUCUCUGAUGGCUGGUUUUGAGCAGUGCUAGACGACUGUCAACCUCAAACACAGCAACUCUUGACAGCUAAAGCUGAAUGGCUUCUUCUGUACUGUCUAUUUUUUUCUCAUCCUUCUAGGAGGUCUGAGUUUAUAGCACAUGGUGAACCAGCAGUGUCAAUCAGCAGCUCUUUUUCAUUGUCUAGGUAGCUGUGUGUGAGUGUGUGUACGCACAAGGGCAGUCAAAGUGAAGACAAGACAUUGCACAUUGUAAUUUUGUGAAAGCAGUUAAAUUGUAACUGCUGCACUUAAAAAUUGUAUAAGGCAAAUUUGUUUUCCUCAACAAGUGUAUAUACCAUUAUAGGCAUGCAAAGAAAUGUAUGAAUGAAGAGAUUUUUGCUACUGGUUAUGUGUGUGUCCGAAAAUGCAUAGGGACAGUAUUUUUUGUGAAACUGAAUGUUAAAUGAGUUAAAUGCCUGUAUAUAUAUAUAUGUCUAUAUGCUAUUUCAUUGUGUGUGUGUGUGUGUGUGUGUGUGUACGUAAGUACGUACGUAUGUGAACGUAUGUGAAAACUAUUUUACUCAUUCAAUGGCUGUUUGUGCACAAUAAAUGAGUCAAAAUUGUAAA